AUGGCAUAUGAUCGGUAUGUUGCCAUUUGCCAUCCAUUGCACUAUGAGAAGGUUAUGAAUUGGAAAGCCUGCAUUGAAAUGAUGAUUCUGGUUUGGGUUACCAGUCUUCUUUAUGGAAUGUUGCAUACCACUGGAACCUUUUCAAUCCUUUUUUGUUCUAAUGUUGUCAACCAAUUCUUUUGUGAAGUUCCACAAUUGCUAAAACUAUCAUGCUCUGGUUUCAAUCUAGUUGAAGUUGGAAUUAUUGUGGCCAGUGUAAUUGCAGGAUUAGGCUGUUGUACUUUUAUAAUUGUAUCUUAUGCCAUGAUCUUCAAUGCAAUGCAAAGAAUUCCUUCUGAACAUGGAAGGCAAAAAGCCUUAUCAACUUGUAUUCCCCACCUUAUAGUAGUGUUUAUGUUUUUCUUAAAUGGAUUUUUUGCCUACCUGAGACCUCAGUCUAACACCCCAUCUUACUUAGAUUUUGGGCUAACUGUUAUGUAUUCGCUUCUUCCACCACUGUUCAAUCCAAUCAUCUAUAGCAUGAGAAAUAAGAAUAUCAAAUAUACUCUUUCUAAACUAUGCAGAUUCUACACUUCCAGUGAAAAGAUGGCCAACUGA
Messenger RNA from Thamnophis sirtalis, 597 nucleotides. Its product is annotated as olfactory receptor 14A16-like. Gene Ontology annotation, molecular function: G protein-coupled receptor activity; olfactory receptor activity. Gene Ontology annotation, cellular component: membrane. NCBI's taxonomy places the organism in Eukaryota, Metazoa, Chordata, Lepidosauria, Squamata, Natricidae. The record is from RefSeq and is a predicted model, not a curated record. Gene Ontology annotation, biological process: G protein-coupled receptor signaling pathway.